This is a messenger RNA of Tachysurus vachellii, 1436 nucleotides long. RefSeq lists its product as uncharacterized. The coding region runs from base 1 to 1335 and encodes 444 amino acids. The record is from RefSeq and is a predicted model, not a curated record. NCBI's taxonomy places the organism in Eukaryota, Metazoa, Chordata, Actinopteri, Siluriformes, Bagridae. The transcript has 2 exons.
AUGUUACUGAGCCUGAUAAACCCCCCCAAAUGCUGCUUGGAGAUUCUUCCUCGGAGUCUAAAGUCGUGUUGCCUUAAUGCCAAGACAAAUAACCGCAAGAAUGAACCAAAGCUGCAGGCUGCGCGAGUUGUUUUCACGCUAAAUGACCACAACGUCACACACUGUAUUUCAGACAGUAAAGAGCAGACGGCGUUAGUCUGUUUCGUAAGAGAGGUGCUGCAGUACCGUGAGUCUAGGGACCCUAAAGUCUCCGGGGCAGGGGUAGUGGUCAAGACUGGCAGGAAAUGGAGGGCAGAGGCAGCAGUAGACCAGGCAGAGUCACGGCUGCACCAUGGUGUUCUGGUGGGAGCAGUGGCCAGAGGAAGGGCUGGGCUAGGAACCUUUCAAGGGCCCCAGUUCGACAAGGCUCGGGGGAAGGAGCGGAGGCAGUUAGUUCAAGGUGAGGUGAGGGCUGCGGUGGAGGAGGAAAGGUCCAGCAAAGCAGUGGGAAUGGCACGUCAGGGUGCCUGGACUAGAUGGGAACAAGCUGUGGAGAGGAAGAUCACCUGGGCUGACCUUUGGCGGGCAGAGCCACACCGCAUCAAGUUCCUGGUGCAGGCAGUCUAUGACGUCCUCCCCAGUCCAUCCAACCUGUACACCUGGGGUCUGGUCGAUACACCAGGAUGCGUCUUGUGCCAGAGAAAGGGAACUCUUGAGCAUAUCUUGAGCUGCUGCCCAAGAGCUUUGGGGGAAGGCCGGUAUCGCUGGAGGCAUGACCAGGUGCUUAAAACAAUUGCAGAGAACAUCCAGGCUACUAUCAACAACUGCUGGAAGUCAAAGCACCCCAAGCAAACCAUCAGCUUCAUCAGGGCUGGAGAGAAACCAGAAAGAUCUGCCAGGGUAACAUCAGGGCUUCUGAACACCGCACAGGAUUGGCAGCUGAAAGUGGACUUGUGUAGACAACUUAAGUUCCCCCAGCAUGUCGUCAAUACCACCUUGAGACCUGACAUUGUCUUGGUAUCUGAGGGAACAAAGAACCUGGUCAUGUUGGAGCUCACUGUGCCAUGGGAGGACCGAAUGGAGGAAGCUUUUGAGCGGAAGAGGGCGAAAUAUGAAGGCCUCGUCAACGACUGCCAUAACCAAGGCUGGAAGGCAAGGUGCUUACCUGUGGAGGUGGGGUGCAGAGGCUUUGCAGGGCAGUCCCUCUACAGGGCCUACACUGCACUCGGGAUCACGGGUGAGAGAAGGAGGGCUAUCUGUAAUAGCACAGAGGCUGCAGAGAAGGCUUCGAGGUGGCUCUGGAUCAAAAGAGCAGAUCCGUGGACAAAUGCUGCUAGGGCACAAGCUGAGGCAUGAUCAACCUCAGUUGGGUCACCUGAAGGAGGGUGUCUGAUGUUUCGAAAGACCCGAAACACCCAAUGAGAUCAGGAACAUCACUGAUGAUGUGCCCUAGCUUA